AUGUCCAAACACUCCUCCCAGCCCAACAAGCAGGCGCCGGUUUCAACUCCCCGUGCAGCUAGCAGCGCGAUACCCACGGCGACCUCUGCACAGACGCCUCGCCGCCGUCGCUUCAAGGAUACUCGCGAGUUGGAUGUGCUUAGGAACGAAGUCUCGUAUUAUUCACGCAAGUCUGGCAUGUCCUCGCCCUACUCUGCGAGCCGCCCUAUAUCACCGUCGAUGGACUCGCUACAUCUCAACGGCGUUUACAGCAUACCUCAAUCACCAAAUGGCCUUGGCUCCCCAACAAAUGCCAGCCAGACGAGCCUUCUGCGUAGCUCAAACAGGCCGUCUGACUGGACGGGGACUGCAACGCCCAUGUCGCAUUUUUAUGGGCCCAGUGCCAGUGCCCUGAGCGAAUCUCCUAUCUCUCGCGUACAAGUCCCAGAGGGUAUGGGCGUAGGCGUGACCGAGAGUCCCUACCCCGUGUUUGCAAAGUCCGUCGAGAGCGACACGUUUGCCAUGGGCAACUCUUUGCGCGGCCCUGCAUUUUCGAACAACCAGGAUAUGCUGCGUGAUGCGGGCGUGUAUGGUCCUGCUGCAUCCUCAUCGCCCAUGCAAUCCAUGAUGGACUUGCCGCAGACGGCAUCGCAACCUGAGCCCCGCUCACUCAUGCAAUCGUGGCACAGUGUCGAUCGAGCAAGUGGACCGACAUCAGACAUAUCAAACACACCACAACGGUCGCUAUCGCCCUCACCCAUGGGCGGUACAUCUGUCCCCUCAUCCCCGUCGCAGUCGGUCAGUGAGCCCAUGGGUGAGCAGGGCCGUGCCCCCCCCUCGACCUCGAUGCCGCCCCGUGCAUCAGGUGCAUCAGUUCCGAGCCAGGCACGUCCUGCACAGGCGCCUACGCGAUCCAAGUCGCCCUUGCAGCAGGAGGUACCCCUAUCACCUCGACCGCCGCCUACGACGCCGUCCAAAGGACGCGGGCUUUUUGGAUGGCGGCGUGCUUCUGCGGCCCCCAAGCCACCGCAAGAAAGCCAACCAGUAUCUGCGCCAUCGUCCGACUCACGUCCCCCUCCGCCGCCUACGUCAACGCAACCGCCGCCGGUGCGGCCAUCCACGAGUAAAGCGACCACGGCUGCCAGUGCCAAGCCAUCGGUCGGAGAGCCAAAGCGCAAGCAAGGUCUCUUUGGUUUCUUCAAGAAGGGUGAUAAGGUUCCUACCCAAAGUGCGGCGCCGGCUGCAGGCCCUCGUGCACCGUCCCAGAGUGCCCCUGCGCAUAGCGCGCCUUCCGUACCAAAGGGGACGCCGACCCCCUCCAAUUCCGAUGCCCCCCCACCAGAGAGUGCACCUCUUGCCGCUGCUACACAAGGUUCCGAGCGUCCCCUGCCGGAACCCGCCUUGGAGACUGGCGCCACACCACGUAUCUCAGAGGGCUCUGUGGCGGCACCGGUCGCUCCAGAGCCGCUCAAGCCGCUCAAUGCUCCAUCUUUACUCAGUCCGACACCAUCACCUACCUCACCGGCAGUUGGAGCGCCUGCUUCCCCUGCGGCUGAUACACGUACCUCACCGGGAGCUAGUGCACCUGUUUCUUCUGCGACUGAAACACGUACCUCAUCGGGAGCUGGUGCACCUACUUCCACCGCUACAGGAACACCUGCCUUGUCGACAACUGGAGCAUCUGCUCCCUACCGGGCUGGAACACCUGCCUUAUCGACAACUGAUGCACCUGCUUCUGCGGCUGGAACAUCUCCCUCACCAGGAGCUGGUGCACCUACUUUCUUCGCGACUGGAACACCUGCCUUGUCGACAACUGGUGCACCUGCUUCUGCGGCUGGAACAUCUCCCUCACCAGGAGCUGGUGCACCUACUUUCUCCGCGACUGGAACACCUGCCUUGUCGACAACCGGAGCAUCUGCUCCCUACCGGGCUGGAACACCUACCUUGUCGACAGCUGGAGCGCCUGCUUCUUCUGUGGCUGCGGCACCUGCCUUGUCGACAGCUGGAGCGCCUGCUUCCUCUGCGACUGCGGCACCUGCCUUAUCGAUGGCUGGAGCCCCCGUGUCGUCGGUGGUUAGGCCACCCGUUUGGUCGCUUUCCGCUGCUGCGCCCACGGCGCCGCCCAAGCCGGUACAAGAAAAGCCCGAGCCUCAUACUUUGCCACCCUCUCCCAUCCCAUCAUCUGCUGCAACUAUGCGUCCUGUUACUACAAGUACAACCAAGACAAUUCCGACUUCAACCUCUGCAACCAACACGCCGCCCAUCGUGGAUUCUAUCUCUUCCUGGGUCUCCAUGUCCAUGCUAUCGCCUCAGCAGUCGUCUUCGCCUCAUUUCGAGACGCGCCCAUCGGCGAAACCCGCUGGACUUGCCCAAGAAAUGGCGCCGCCUACGACUGCAACGUUCCCACUUUCUCCUAGGCCCUCACCGGCGCCGAUGACACCACGCACCUCUGAUGCCCCUGUCGAUUCGUCGUCGUUCCCUGCAUACCUUUCGCCUCGUACUACGAUGGAAGAAACUCCACGUCCGGUGCCUGCGCAAGACCAAGGGAGCGCGCCGAUGCCCAGCAUCUAUGCCACGUCAGAGCAUCAUGUGGGCAAGGAGUCUCUCGCGACGACACAUCUCGAUCCUGAGGAGAGUAUUGCCAGCGUGCAUGUCGACGGCGAGGUAUUUGGCGGCGAGGGCUCGAGUAUUCACGAGCCUGGUUUGCUGCGCCUCUCUCGCUCGAUGCAGGACAUGCUGCGCGUUUCGCUCCAAAAUCCCGCAGUACUUGGCGAUAUCGACAGCCGCGAUUCGAGUAGCUAG
Malassezia sympodialis ATCC 42132 is the source of this 2781-nucleotide messenger RNA. RefSeq lists its product as uncharacterized. The record is from RefSeq and is a predicted model, not a curated record. Lineage: Eukaryota; Fungi; Basidiomycota; Malasseziomycetes; Malasseziales; Malasseziaceae.